AUGAGGGCCAACGUCCUCUCAAAGGGCGACUUUGAUCGCCUCGCCCAAUCUAUCGGUCUGCGUCGCCCCCCACUGCAUCCUCGUGAUCUUGAGUAUUCUGACCUCAGGGACGAAGUCAGCCCUGAGCAGCGAGAGAGGUGGGACGACACCCGAAGGACAUAUGGGCAUAUUUACUGCCCUGCAUACCGCAGAUUCGCCCUUUUUCCCUGGCUUCAUACUCCUUCCGUGCAAGAGGAUAGCGAUGAUGACGACGAGAUGCCGGCACGAGAGCCAGCAGAGACCUUCACGCCGUUGGAGGAGCAUCCGAGGUUCAUAGAGCAGAUGCGUGCAUAUCAGCAGCGUGUGAGGAUGCUGGAGACCCUCGUUGAGAUUCUCCGCGACGAGAUCCUUCCCUCUCGAAGACUGACGGAGAGAUUUCCAGCCUUGAUGGAGUUGGCAAUGUCUGAACAACGGUUAAGGGCUGCGAGGCAAACGCAGACGCAUGCAUCCGCGCUACUCCAAGUGUGGGGAGUCGAGUUGAGUGUAUCCGAUCUCCCACCGCUGAUUCCGUAUGAAGAUGGCGGUAUUUCUGAGGCGGGAGAGGAGAUCAUCCGUUUGUCCAGGCUUCCUCAGACGGCGGUAUUGGUGGACGAGGACCCGACUCGUUUGGUUCAAGAAGGGGGAGCUGAGGAGGAAGGGCAGGAGUUCCCACAGGCCACAGGUCCUCAAGUCAUGAUGACAGUUGACCAUCUGGACAGCCAGGAAGAGACAGCAGAGGAGGAAACGCUGGCCUCCACUCCUCCACCUGAAAUGACAUCGCAAGAGGUGGAGGAGUUCAUGGAUAAUCUGGGACCAGAGCAGCCGGUAGAGGAGGAACCGUUGUCCACGACUCCUCGGAUGAUGAUGGAGCGGGAGGAGUUUAUGGCGUCGUUCCUGCGGGUUUCUACUCCACCUGCCGCCGCCUCCACCUCGGCCUCCACCACAACCUCUCAACCGACGACAGAGGUUGAUACAACGUCGGACGGGGAGAAUGGCGUCACUGCUCACUUAUCGCGGCUGGAAAGACGGCCAAACUUCAUCUAUCUGGACCUCGACCUCCCUGGGCCAUCGUCUGUAACAGGCAGCCCUCAGCGUGUCAUCAACGAGGUGCAUGACAGCACGAGCAGGCUGCUUAGACAUCGGAGGGAGAGAUUAAGGCAGAUUGCGAGCGAGUCGUAG
Bacidia gigantensis is the source of this 1197-nucleotide messenger RNA. RefSeq lists its product as uncharacterized. The record is from RefSeq and is a predicted model, not a curated record. NCBI's taxonomy places the organism in Eukaryota, Fungi, Ascomycota, Lecanoromycetes, Lecanorales, Ramalinaceae. The transcript has a single exon. The coding region runs from base 1 to 1197 and encodes 398 amino acids.